AUGGCUAACAAUACCGACCUAGCUACUGCUAUUCGCCUCUUGGCGGAGAAAUUGACUCAGGAGAGAGCUGAGCGUCCUGAGACUGCUGGGGAAAUAUUUGAAAGACUAGCGAAAGUUAAGCCACCCUACUAUCAGGGGCAAUCUGACCCAACCUUUUUAGAGAAUUGGAUUAGGGAAUUCGAGAAACUGUUUGAGGUUGUUAACUGCCCUGGUAAUAUGAGAGUAGGUAAAGUUGUGUUGUAUCUGAAGGAUGAGACUGAUCUAUGGUGGAGGGAAAAUGGGGAUAGGCUGAGUGGUGGUGAAGGAUUCAAUUGGGAAGCAUUUGUGGUUGCCUUGAGAGGAAAGUUGUACCCUGCCUUUAUGAGGAAACAAAAAGCCCAAGAAUUCAUUAACCUUAGGAUGGGUAGUAUGACCAUCUCUGAGUACUACGGCAAAUUCAUAGCCCUGUCUAGAUAUGCACCUGAGGUUGUAGCCACUGAGAAGCUUAAGGCCCAGAGGUUUGAGCAAGGUCUAACUGAUGAGAUUUAA
Molecule: messenger RNA, 528 nt
Organism: Beta vulgaris subsp. vulgaris (sugar beet)
Lineage: Eukaryota; Viridiplantae; Streptophyta; Magnoliopsida; Caryophyllales; Amaranthaceae
Exons: 1
Coding region: 1-528 (175 amino acids)
Source: RefSeq, a predicted model, not a curated record